Komagataella phaffii GS115 is the source of this 1098-nucleotide messenger RNA. RefSeq lists its product as hypothetical. The record is from RefSeq and is a predicted model, not a curated record. NCBI's taxonomy places the organism in Eukaryota, Fungi, Ascomycota, Pichiomycetes, Pichiales, Pichiaceae. The transcript has a single exon. The coding region runs from base 1 to 1098 and encodes 365 amino acids.
AUGGCUCUAGAUCUGGGGUCGAUCUUGUGGUAUUUGCCUCUCAAAGUCUAUGGCACGGCCCAAGUGAUGGUAGCCAUUUUAAGUUUCCUGAUCUGGCAACCAAUAAUGAGCGUUAUCGACGUGCUCUUCUAUGGUUUGAUCAGGCUUCCCAUGUCAAUACUAUUGUUUAAGCUUCUACUGAUUGAGGAUGAAAAACUCCAAGUACAUGCUGGCCGUGUUUGGGAAUUCUCCAAGAUAAUGUAUCAAUUCCUCAGCGCUGCCUUUAUCGUUGGCACUUGCGUUGGAGUCUGGCUAGGGCUCAGUCUCAUAUUGGUUAGCUACCUGCUACUUUGGGAAAAACCAAUCUUCACCCCUUUCAAAAUUUCCAAUGUCCUCAAGUCAAUUGCUGAGUACUUGGGAUUCGCAGAUUUAUGGUCCAAGAUUGUCAGUUCUUUCGGAGAACCAAAUGCUGAAGGCCGAGAACAUAAGACCAAACGAUAUGUCCUAAGUUUGACCAGUGAACAAUUGAAGGCAAUGUUGGUUGGAGAUAGGAAGAAUGUAAACCCAGCUCUAAGCGAAGGUUCUACGUUGGUUGAAAGAACACAAAGUUCAAGAAACAAGAUUGCACGUUCUGUUUCCAACAACUUUAGCAAGUUCAACAAUUCCCCAAGAAGAUUUUCUCCUUUAUCACCGAAAUCCAAUAUUGAAGUUGUCAACCAGAACUUCCAAAGACCGAGUAGUUCUGGAACUACACGGACCUCUACAAGCACGAUGGAUUCAGCAGCUUCUACUCUAACUGAGACUUCACUACCCAAGGGCAAUUCACCAGUGAGCCAUCCAGUACCCCCAGAGUUAACAGUUAAUCCAUUAGCAAUUCCUACACAGCCGUUUUGGAGGUCACCGUCAACAUCAGACGUGCAGCAGUUGACAGAAACCCCGAGAUCAUCACGAAGCCCCAGAGACUCAGUAACCUCAAUAGUGGACCCGCAAUAUGACGACGAUAGGUAUUUCACUCCAAUUGUCUCACCGCAGGCCCCAAGAUCGUCUUUUUCGGCAUCGAAUAACCCCGAGAGCUCUCGAAGUAUAUCCGAUUAUGUCAUUCCAGAAGAGGAAGAAUGA